AUGUGGAGUAAUAGCAUGAUACUUAUGCUUCAACUCAUGGGAUACGCCAUCAAAAUGAACACGCAGAUGAUUGUGUAUAUAAUACAUGUGGUUGUUAAUCCGGUGCGGGCAUUUGGGUCUGUUUUCUGUGGAUUCAAAGUGGGCAUAGUCGAUGGGGUAAGAUGUAUGCUAGUUCCUAGGAGUAAGGAGAAGGAAUCCCAGGAGGCUAGGAAGGCAAUUCUUCUGCCAAAGAAUAUGGAAGUACUUUCUGAUAAUCUUUGCUACAAAAAGUAUAUUCCUCAAAAAAUCCAUAAAAGGUUCCUUCAGGGAGACCUUGUGUUGGUCAUAACUGACAUUGUUGACAGUACGAGUCUCUGGAAUUGUUUUCCUGAUGCAAUGCACAGAACAAUUGAGGUACAUGAUGAAGUUGCUAGGGGUUUGUGCAAAGCAUAUGGGGGUCUAGAGGUAAGAAAUGAGGGAGACUCCUUCUUUUUGGUGUUUACGGAUAUUCGAAAUGCGCUUGAUUUCUCUAUAAGGUUUUAUAGGGAGAUCGAGUGCAUUUCUUUUAACUUUAGGCAUGCUUUUACGAAAAGAGUUAGGGAAGGCAAAGAAACAGAGUUUCUUCCCUUAAAGAUUAGAAUGGCAAUGAACAAGGGGCCUAUAAUGCUGUGCCACAAUAAGUUUCUUGAGAUUUAUGGAGAUGCAGUGACCAAGACCUUUGGAAUGUUGAGCCAUUCAAACGGAAAGAUUUGCAUCUCACAAAAUUGUUUGGAGCCAGGUAAUUCAUGGAAUAGAAGAAAACGUCUGUUUUGUAUUCAUAAAUAA
Messenger RNA from Encephalitozoon romaleae SJ-2008, 804 nucleotides. RefSeq names its product class 3 adenyl cyclase-like protein. Gene Ontology annotation, biological process: cyclic nucleotide biosynthetic process; intracellular signal transduction. The coding region runs from base 1 to 804 and encodes 267 amino acids. The record is from RefSeq and is a predicted model, not a curated record. The transcript has a single exon. NCBI's taxonomy places the organism in Eukaryota, Fungi, Microsporidia, Unikaryonidae.